AUGUUGCUUUCUUUCCUCCUCAGAAAAUGUAACGACAGGGAUGCUAAUACGCUACCGCAAUUUGAAAUUGUCUACCUACUUUUCCUACCAUUUAUGACUUCUUUCCUAUUUAAGAAGGAAUUGACGAUCUUUAAUUCCAUAUUAGCACUUAAUGCGUUAGACAUUCCAUUAUAUGAAAAAAUACCCAUGCAAGCAUUAUUUAUUGGAUUUUCAGCAGAGUCUGAUGCAGAGCUUUGGGAAUAUGGUUAUGGUAUGCUUCUCAACUUUAGCAUUUGUCAAACUUUAAUGAAAAUUGGUCAGCUGAAAAGUCUAGAUGUAAUUGAUUGCAAUUUAUUCAGUAUCGUAUUGACCAAUGUGUUGUACAUGAUUGAUCCUGAACUUCCCUCCUUAUCCUUUCAAAUAUUGCGAGGCUCCCUAAUUGCGUUUUUUGUCACGGUGGCUAUAAAUUAUAUUAUUUCCUCUCUCUUAACCAAGAUGAAAAAAAACCCACAUAUUAAGUCCCUGUCCUUAUUUUCGAUCUUUGUUAUCGUUUUCCCGAUUUUGAUGGAUCAACUAAUUCAACUUGAGUCAAUCGAUGAAAGACCCUCAAUGUGGUUACUCCAAUAUGUUCUUGGUUCAUCAGCCAGGAAAUCGAUCCUUCUUGUAUGGCUUUCCUUUUUGUUAAUACUAAUUCCAAAUGUGUUAAUUUUUAAAUCGAAUUUUUCAUUAAACACAUCAAGAAAGAUUUGGCAUUUUCUGAUUUUAUUGUUAAUCACCAUGCCGUUCCAAAUGGAUCCACUUUUUGUUAAGAUAGCACUUUCUGGUACAAUUGUAUUAUUUCUAUCUGUAGAAUAUUUGAGGUUUUUACAAUUAGAGCCCUUUGGUGCCUAUAUUGAUUCCAAAUUAAGAUCCUUUGCCGACUUCCGCGAUGAUAAAGGUCCUAUUAUUAUCUCGUAUAUUUAUUUAAUCAUUGGUAUUUCCACACCUCUUUUGAUAAAUGAUUCACCUGUUGGGUUAAUCAGUUUAGGUGUGGGUGAUUCGCUAGCAUCGAUAAUUGGUGGUAAAUGGGGGCGCUAUCACUGGCCAGGUACAAGAAAGACAAUAGAAGGUACAUUAUCAUUCAUUAUCGGAACAUCGAUAGUUGCCUACAUUUUGAAAUAUUAUAUGGAAUAUUUUGCCGAUAUUACAUUCUCCAACCUAUUAUGGGUAUGUACCAUUUCUGGUAUAUUAGAGGGUAAUAGUGAGUUGAACGAUAAUAUUCUAAUUCCAACUUAUAUGAUGAUCUUAGAAAAACUAUUAAGCAAUUAA
Molecule: messenger RNA, 1287 nt
Organism: Naumovozyma castellii
Lineage: Eukaryota; Fungi; Ascomycota; Saccharomycetes; Saccharomycetales; Saccharomycetaceae
Gene: SEC59
Product: dolichol kinase
Exons: 1
Coding region: 1-1287 (428 amino acids)
Source: RefSeq, a predicted model, not a curated record